GUCUUCUCUCAUAAAACCUGACGUGGCUUUUGUUUAUUAUUGACCAGGAAAUCAAUUGUGUUAAGCGUUUGACAGCUCCAUCCUCCAUUUUUAGUGGCAUUAAGUCAGUGCCUCUUGCAUAAGCCACGUCAGAAAUUGUUAACAACGUCUAAAUUCCACAGUUCAAGAUGGCGGAUGGAGAGUUUGACCCGUGUGAGUGUAUAUGGAACCAUGAAACUGCCAUGCAAAGACUCAUCAAUUUGCUAAGGAACUCCCAAAACUACUGCACAGACAACCAGUGCCUUCAAGAUUUGCCAGGCCCAAAUGCCACUCCAGAUGGCGGGUACAGCACGAUGAUGAUGAUGAUGUUGGGAUGGCUCGUCGUGGCAACAGCUCUCUUCUUGUUGAGACCCCCAAGUCUGAGAAACCGAGGAGAUGAAAAACCAGCAAGGAAUAAUGAUCCCAGCAGUAAUCCACCCCCACCACCUCCAUCAGUACACUAAACGAUAACAGAGAAGUAUGAAACAAUUGACGGCAGAGAGAACCAAUCAGUCUUAACUGAUUUCACUACAGCUCAGAAAUAGCUCCACGCUUUCCACCACUACAGUAUAAUUAAAUAUCUUUGAACUUUGAAUGCAAACUACAACAAUAUGAAUUUUUUACCUGAAAAUUUUACUUCAUCCAACUUGUGAUCACUGAAAUAAAGUUACAUGUACGUCUUUUACCAAUGUUAUUUUCAUUUGUAUUGGCUACAUACAUGUAUGUGUUAAAGUUGUACUUGAUGAGCAGGAAUAACAGUUAGUAAUUGAUAAUGUUUUUUGGGGAUUCAUCAACUAAAGUUUUUUAUAUUGCUAAUAUGUCACAUAUUUGGAUUUACUAAAAUUGCUAAUGUUUUGAGAUUUACAGUGUAUAGAUUUGACAUUAUCCUAUGGCUAUUGUUUUAACUAUAUUUACACCUAUGGCUAUGACUAUGAAUUUGAGUGACAUAAAUAUAAUGAAGAUACACAUCAAGAGUUUAUUUCCAAAAUACAAUACAUGUCAGUUUUUAGAUUUUGAACUUAGCAGUUGAAACCUUCAUUGGAAUAGUGAGUUGAUGUCUCAUUCCAGUGUGCAAUAUACGCUACAGUGACUACAAAAAAAUUAUGUCCUGUUCAACUAAUCAAAUGGAUAUGUAGUAUUUUGGAAAUUGACUCUUGAUAUACAUUUUAUUUCUUGGAUAAUGUGGUUUCAUUUUCUUUUCUGCUUGUCUUAUUUGACUUUCAGGUUGUUUUAAAUUGAUCAGGUACAUUCUUCAGUAAGAAUCAUUAUGUCCAGUGUUAUAAUUUGUAAGUAACCUUCCUUGAAUCAUUUGUUUUAUAGGGUCUGGUUUUGUUUUAGUUUUGUUAAAGCAAAAGUUAAAUUUCAUUGUACUUGCAGUGCAAGUUAUUUCCGAGCUGUACCGUAUAGCAUUGCUUUUUCAGAAAUACUGUACAGCUAAUAUUUUUAGUGUUUUUUUUUUUUUUUAAUAGGUGUUGGCAACUUGUUUUUUGUUUGUUUUUUGUUCGCACAAAGAUUCUGUUGCCAUGGUAACAAGAACAUGACUGGGCUCUAAAGGUACUGAGCCUGUUGUAUUUCGAUCACCGUCUUUACAGCUUUAUACUCCACUUACCACUCGUAAUAGUGCUGUUGUUUAUUUUGAAGGAUUUAUUGGCUGUACUUUAAACCUGCUUAAGUUUCAUGUUCACUCUGUUAUCUGUAUAGAUCUCGGUGUUCAAAAUUAUUUAAAGUGCCUUUGCUACUUCUACUGUAAAUAAGUUUAUUAAUGGCUCUGAUCACAAAUGUUUUGUAGAAUUUACUAGUAGUUCUCGGGAGCAAGAAUUAAAAAAAAAUAUAUACAGUGAAACCUGUCUAAACGAUCACAUCGGGGACCUAAUAUUUAUAACAUUUAGACUGGAUCUGGUUUCUAGAGUCGUGUUUUAGAAUUUAGGAAAUUUGGGACACCGAAAUGUGGCCGGUUUUGACAGGAUUCCGUUUGAGACCGGUUUUGCUGUAUAUUCAGAAUCCACAGCAUUUCUAAUGUAAGUUAUAUAAAAUAAUAAUAAUAGAUGCACUGUUAGUAAUUAACCUUCAGGGAGAAAGCUAUUCAAAAGUGUAUUUGACAUUUAUAGAAAAUAGAUUACACAGAUAGAAUCAAAUGUUCACAAUGUGAUGUGUGCAAUACCAGUAGGUAUUGUGUAAAAGUAAGAAGGCACUUUAAAUUUAAGAUGGUGAUAUGUAUACUUUCGUUUUGUACAAUAAUUUUUCAGAUGUUUUCAAUAUUAAUUAGUUAUAAUGUCAAGAAUGUUGUUAUUGUUGUGUUAUUAUACAAGAGAUUUUGUGUUGAUGUUUCUACCGUUUCUUGUUGAUACUGAAUCCAGCUUUUAUAUUAAUGUAGUGGAAUUCCAAAAACCAUUCCAUGAUUACUAGCAAUAAUGGCGUAUGUAUGUAAUAUCAAUAAGUAUAUUUUUAGAUGCAUAUACCACUGACGUCAUAUACAAACAUUUUAGCCAGUGAUUGGCUGUGAAGACGUUUGGAUAGACAAUCCUGAGAAAAUUGGGGAAAAUGCAAUUAGAUGUUGGUUCAGGGAAAACAACCAUUUCUUCAGUUCUGUACAUCCUUUGUGUUUAUGGAUAUUCCAUGAUUUGUGGUAGCUCUAAACAAAUAUGUUUAAAUAACUCAUAUUUUAUGGGUGUGGCUUCUUAAAUUUUCAAGACCUGUGUAAACACUUUGCUCAUCUGUAAUGUUGGUGUUGCCAUUGUGAAAGCUAGAUUGUGUGUCUUUAACUGCUUGAGGUUAAUAUAAAGGAUCACCAAAGCAACAUACAAUAUGGUCUAUGACUAUCUGAAUCCCCGGUGCUUAAAGAUGUUUUAAAACAAUGAUUUUUGUUCACAAUGUUUCAGCAUGUACAUUUGCAUAUUUUGUGUUUAAAGUAAAACAGUAUCUGUGAUGACCAUAAUUCAAUUGUUAAAACUACUUGAAACUAAUGAAUAUUAAACCAAACCCCCAAACAAAAACUACCUAAAAUGAAAUGUCAGUGAUUUAUUUACAUGUCACCUGAUACUUGGCAGGCCAGGAUAUUUUCAUUGCAAUAAUACACAUUUUAUCAACUUUAAAAAUGGUUACAUUUUCAUUGAGGUCAGUUUAACAAAAUCGACUUCAUUUGUAACAACUGGUUUUGUACGAUAUGCCAUAAAAACAGCUAGAUUGAUCAGCAGGUAGUAUACAGAAUAUGUGAAUGUUAUAAUUACUGUGAUAUUUGAACUGGUAUUCAGUCAGAAAGUAACGGAAUGUAUACAUUUUUAGUGUUUGUUUUUAAUUGCAACCUUUUCAUAUUUAUCUUUUGUGUGUAAUAACUGGAUCAGUUUUACAAAAUUUAAACACCCUGUUGUAUUCUUGUUCUUUCAAUGAUGGUAGAAUUGAUUUAAUACCCACAUACUGUAAAAUUAUAGUGACUACCUGUUUAUUAAAAAUGCUCUUUCGGUUCUUCAUAAAGGUGACUUUGUUAUUUCAGUCAAGACAUUUUGCCAGAAAUACUACAGAAAUUAUUUUGUAAUAAAAAUUAUUGUUUCUUAAGUGCUCAGUUGUCAAACUCAACCCAGACCCGAGUACCCGCCACUUACUAUAUGAUAAUGAGACUAAGGAAUAAAGUAAAAUAGCAUUAUGCUUCUUAAUUCCAGCGCUGAACAUGGGUGCCAAAUCAUGCCAUUGUAUUGCAUUCCACACAUUCAACUUUGCUUUUUCCUCCACGUCUCAUAGUCCUAUAGUCUCAUAGUCCUAUAACGUAACCGGCAGCAAGCAUAUGGCAAAAUUACAUAAAAAAUACAAUUAAAUGAGUGUUCUUCCUUGCACGGGUACUCGAGUCCCUUUAUGCAAAAUGAAUAAACCAUUUGUACUAGGUGAAGGUAAAGGCAACAUGAUCAUAAAUCCAAGAAAUGUAUCUGCUCUGAUUCAGAUCUUUUGAUUAUUAUUACUAUCUUUUUGUUGAUGAUUACAGUGUACAACUGUGUAUCUUUUUAUUGACAUUAUCAUAUUGAAAGACAAAGAACUACUCUCCAUUUCAUCCUUCCACCUCCCCACAAGAUCUCUGUACAUAAAACUGGAUUGUAUUUGUAAAUUUAUUAUUUUUUGCAGCUUAACUUUGUAAAUGGAACUAGUCUCAGAGUUGUUCCAGUUUGUACAUGUUUUGUCAGUUUCUAUUCUUUAUAUCCCCAGGUUUCUAUUGCCAUGUCUUCACAUGUAAUCUUUCAUUGUUCUUUCACAUUGUUCUUUCACAUUGUUCUGUGAGUGGUUGUGGUACCUUGCUGGUAAUUUUUAGUACAUUUUAGUACAUUUUUAAAAACUAAGUUUCAACCACAUUUUAUACUCAUAAAAAUUAAUUAAGGGACAGUAGUCUUUUGGUAAAUGUUGGGUUUUUUGCUAGUCUCAUAUUAUUUUCACAAGUUUUCAUCAUUGUUUCAGUAAAGGUUGGCCCAGGAUACACACAAAAAUCUGCACACUGGGUUUUUUCAUGCUUUUUACAAAACUAAUGAAAUGCAUAUUCAGCUAGAAUUUAUUACACUGGUUUCUAGUGAUGGUGGUUCUUUUGUUUGCUCUAAAUUGUUGUUUACGAACACACUGCAGUAUUGACACCUUUCAUUUUAAAGGAAAAUGCCGAAAACUUGUAUUACCUUACUUUGUACUUUCUUUGAUGUCAUAAAAUACCUGUUGACUACUAGUAAACUGGCGAGUUAGGUUACAGUAAACUACAUGUUUUUAAAGGAUGGCUUCAUGUGGAUAAUGAUGAAAUCUUGACAAUGACAUUUUUCUCCACCAUAAACCUAAUUUCAAUAAUUAAAUACUAGUAUUUGUUGCUUGUAACUAUGUACUAAAGUUUGCCCAUGUGACAAAGUGAUAUAGAACCACACUCAAUGGAAAAAUACAAUGGUCAAGUGGUAAAAGCAAAAUGAAAAUUGCUACCAUUUCAUUCCUUAUUUCGAUUCUUUGGACAGGCAAUUUUUCUUUUUGCUUGGUAUUUUUAGUGCAUCUCUUUACUGACGAAAACUUGGAUGACCGCCACCAUGAAAACCUGGUUUACUGUAAAUAUUACCCAGCCCCCAAAAUGUGUAGUAUAAUCUUUAUAAAGUAAGUUACAAUUUUACUUUCAGCACACAAAUAUACUGUUCAGUAAUUGACUUGCAGCACUCAUUUUAUAGACAUGAGAAUGCCAUUUGCACUUCCUGGCAAAUGCUGUAUAAAUCUCCAACUGAAAAUAAUGUCCAAUGUUAUGAUUGGGUGUCUGUCUGUUGGUUGCUGUUGUGGAAAUUCUAGAUUACAAGUCCUUUGAGUGGUGGUUUAAAUCUUAUUAAAUAUUGAAUUUUAAAUAUGUGUACAAACAGUUAUCGUAUAUAUUUGUAAAUACUAAGUUUAUAAACCUGAAGUUUGUUCUGGAGGGCGAACUUUAAGUGAAUGUGAUGCAAUAGAAUCGGUAAAAUUGUUUGAGGGCUAUUGCCCUCCUGAACACCACUGAAAGGUUAUAUAUAUAUAUAUAUAUAUGUAUAUUGAAUACAGAAUAUAUUAAUAUUUUAUUUUAUCAAGAUCUGGUUAUAUUUUAUGUGUAGGGAAUUGGUCAUUUAUAUCUGUGGGACGUUCAGAUUAUUUCUUUCUGUGCAUAUUGCAACUGUGAUUCAUGUAGAAAGUUCCACGCUCUAAUACUGUCUUGAAUAAAUUCUGUAGAAAGUUCCACGCUCUAAUACUGUCUUGAAUAAAUUGUGUAGAAAGUUCCACGCUCUAAUACUGUCUUGAAUAAAUUGUGUAGAAAGUUCCACGCUCUAAUACUGUCUUGAAUAAAUUGUGUAGAAAGUUCCACGCUCUAAUACUGUCUUGAAUAAAUUCUGUAUAAUUA
This is a messenger RNA of Gigantopelta aegis, 5878 nucleotides long. RefSeq names its product small integral membrane protein 14-like. The record is from RefSeq and is a predicted model, not a curated record. Bases 168 to 482 code for a protein of 104 amino acids. The transcript has 5 exons. Lineage: Eukaryota; Metazoa; Mollusca; Gastropoda; Neomphalida; Peltospiridae. Gene Ontology annotation, cellular component: endoplasmic reticulum.